AUGACAAGUCCAUUUCGAAAGAACGAUCGCGUCAAAAGUGAACCUACUACAACUCCUGUGGUAGACCAACAUUUGGAACAUGGUAUUCGCGAGGACCUGGGUAUCAACAAAAAGACAGUUAUUCAGCAUCAAGAACAAACCCCACCCGCUAGCAGUGAUUGUGCGUCUAGCACGCUGCUGUCCGAACAAGAGUCUGAUGGCUCUUCUGAGUUCGAGCUUUAUUUCGAUGCACAAGAAACCAUUCUCGACCCUGCUGAUCAGGCCGUGGUUCAUGACGACGAAAUCGAAGGCGUGAGCAGUUUGUUCACUCAACAAAAUCAAACCAACACCACCGAUAGAGCAAAGGAAAACGAGGUAAUGACCAACAACGAUAUGAGGCUCGACCAGCAGCAGCAACACGAUGCUCACUUAACCCUACAAACCCUCUCGCCAGAAUUGAUAAUCGAGAUCAUGCUAUUUCUUCCACACAGCAGCCUAUAUCUCCUUCAACAGACCUGUCAAAAGUUCCGUCAGCUCUCAAAGCGAGAUACAUUCAAGCCGUUCAACCUCGAGUUUCGCGACGGACCAGAGAGCUAUUGUAUCAGUGAGAGUGGCUACCAACAACGGAAGGCCAUUCGGGACAUCCUUGCUCGCAGGGCUCUUUGUCAAGAAUGCAACGCCUACCGCGAUUCAGGCAACUUGCAGAAAGCAAUGCAAAAGCUCUACGAGCUGCGAUACUGUCACGGAUGUAAAACCAACCAUCCUGAGCUGUUCUUCUCCCCCGAAGAGAAGGAGAAACAGCAUACACAGUGCUUGGGUCGAAUCGGAAACCUCCAUCUUUGCUCGCACGAGUCUUUUGCAGGACCAGAUAUGGUGACUCUGGCCAAUGUCGGUGGAAAGGCUAGAAGGUUCGAGUGUGAUGACUUGAGCCACGUAUUAUCACGUCGCUUUUCUGAUGACGGCAAUAUUCCUAGCGGUUUUCUCUGCAAUUCAAUCAAUUGGAACGGUGGCCCCAUGAAGCACUCCCUGCGUUUCAACCUCAGCGCAACCCUUCGCCUCGUCGUUCUCAAUGGAUGUUCGAACAAAGAUACAAAAGAAGCCGUUCGACAAUUAAAGAAUGGCUCCUACACUGUGAGCGACACAAGAGCUCUCUGCAAACAUUUCUCUAGCGAGCUCCUGGAUGAGUGUCUUGCGUCUGACUCAUCUAAGUGCUCCUGUUUCCCACGAUCAGAGGCAGGGGGCAAAUGCGGGCUUUUUGACACUAUACCCAGCGCAACCUGCAAAAUUUGCAGAGCGGAGUAUCAUCUGAGUCUGAAACAAAGUAGCACUGCCCUUGGAGGCUCGAACCAACAGACACUUAUAGAUCUCGGGAUUACCAGAAAUUUUCGCAUGGAAAACUUCCUCCACCCUAUGUGGCUUUUCAAUCUCAACUACAACCAGGACAAGGAGUGCGACUCACGACUCAAAAGAAACCCUCUCCUGGGCGAAGAGAUGAAACACGUGCUGUGGUGCGACAACCCUGGUUGUGUGACGGGAUCAGAACGUCGAUGGGAGAGAAUGGCUCUGUUAUAUUUGAACAAUGCCUUUAAUAGGGGGGAGCUGCGUGAUGGCCGUUACGGAGACGAGGGUCAGGCUAGAGAUAUGGGUUGGCUGUCGCUUGAGUACGACGUCUUCAACGGCUCGACAACCUGA
Messenger RNA from Fusarium redolens, 1671 nucleotides. RefSeq lists its product as uncharacterized. The record is from RefSeq and is a predicted model, not a curated record. Bases 1 to 1671 code for a protein of 556 amino acids. Gene Ontology annotation, molecular function: protein binding. The transcript has 2 exons. Lineage: Eukaryota; Fungi; Ascomycota; Sordariomycetes; Hypocreales; Nectriaceae.